Molecule: messenger RNA, 1626 nt
Organism: Clonostachys rhizophaga
Lineage: Eukaryota; Fungi; Ascomycota; Sordariomycetes; Hypocreales; Bionectriaceae
Source: the annotation of a GenBank genome assembly
AUGUCGACCCAUAGCACACUGGCAGUUGCGGCAGCGACCCUUCUACUCGUGGCAGUCACCAUGGGUGUUUUGCGGCGAGAUCAAUCCCGCAAUGCACCGAGGAGCCUUAGCCAAGCGCCGAAAGAGCUCCCGCAGCCCACCAAGAUUGCGUUGAACCUCAAGGCGACUCUCCCCGAAGCUGUGACACUCUCUUCGGAAGCGGACGCGUUCAACAAAAUCACCGACUCAUAUUGGGCGAGGCAGAAUCGGGAAGUGUUCCCCGCAUGCUACGUUCAGCCGCGAUCUGUUGAGCAGCUUCAAAAGGCUGUGAAGCUCCUAAAACAAGAGUACGUUGAUACCAAGUAUGCAAAAGGACAAGGGAAUGAAAAGGGAUUAUUCGUCGUCAAGGGAGGUGGAGCUUCUCCAGCGCUCGGACUCAACAACGUAAACUCGGGUGUUGUGAUUGACUUGGCUCAUUUCCGAGACAUCACUUAUGCAGACGACUACUCCCAUGUCACUGUUGGUUGUGGUCUCAAAUGGAAAGACCUUUACGAGGAUUUGGAGCCAAAAUCUCUUGCCGUGGCUGGAGGGAGGACAGUCCCUGUUGGGGUCGCGGGCUUGACUCUGCAAGGUGGCAUGUCCUUCUAUUCCCCAGUGCGUGGGUUUGUGUGCUCCACGGUCACGGAAUACAAUGUUGUCCUUGCCGAUGGAAAUGCAGUUGUAGCAUCCGAGACGUCCUAUCCAGACCUAUGGCGGGCGCUAAAGGGGGGAUCGAACAACUUUGGCAUUGUUACCAGUUUCACGAUUCCAUGCUUCCCGUCCAGCGAUAUGUGGUUCACGUGCAACUACACUUCUGGCUUCCAGGCUCCAAGCUUGGUUAAAGCAUUUCAUGACUACGUGAGAGAGGCCAGUUCGGGAAAGCCUGGGGCUUUCGAUAAAAAUGCUACCAUCCCCAUCACCUGCUUAGGCUACACCAGCGAUCUUGGUGUUCAUGCCACGGCGAAUUAUCUUGGAUACACAGUCCCACCCAAGGACAAGAAAUGGCCUCCAUAUUGGAAAAAGUCACCAUUUGGAUCUCUAUGGAAUUUAUGGAGCACAGCCAAAGUUCAGAGCUUGCUCAGUGCAGUCGCGGAACAGUCGGAGCAGUCGCCACCAGGGACUUACACUAUAUUCGCAGUGACCACCUUCAAGAACGACUUGGACACGUUGAUGGCUGCUUAUACGGCAUAUCGUGAAGCCUCAGCAGCGGGCAAACGAGUGAAGGGGAUGAUCCUCUCAUUGGCUCUUCAGCCAAUCCUACCUCAAUGGUACAAGAAUGGCCAGCCUAAUGUCCUAGGGUUGGAUGAAUGCAAUGAACCUCUCGUUGUUGCAGAAAUUACGAUUAAAUGGGAUAGGACAGAACACACUGAAUUAGUCCAAAGCAUAUCCCGCCGAUUUAUUGAGCGGGUUGACAAGGACGCCGAGGCUAAUCAGACAGCUCAUCCAUUCCGAUUCGCCAACUACUGCGCUGAAUGGCAAGACCCAAUGAAGGGAUACGGAGAAGAGAAUCUCCAAUUCAUGCGUACAGUUAGCCGAAAGUAUGACCCGGAGGGUGUGUUCCAACGGGCAUGCAUCGGUGGCUUCAAACUUGGCAUGGACUACCACUAA